This is a messenger RNA of Scomber scombrus (Atlantic mackerel), 3269 nucleotides long. RefSeq names its product ubiquitin-conjugating enzyme E2Nb (gene ube2nb). Bases 89 to 550 code for a protein of 153 amino acids. The record is from RefSeq and is a predicted model, not a curated record. The transcript has 4 exons. Lineage: Eukaryota; Metazoa; Chordata; Actinopteri; Scombriformes; Scombridae.
GAGGCAUUAGUCCCCGCCCCGGCAGCUCACUCAACCCGACCUGAAGAGAAGGCGAGUCCACGGCUAAAAAUAUAAAAGCUAACACAAGAUGGCCGGUUUGCCUCGUAGGAUUAUCAAGGAGACACAGCGGUUGAUGGCAGAGCCCGUUCCAGGGAUCACGGCUACGCCUGAUGAAGGGAAUGCACGUUACUUCCAUGUGGUCAUUGCGGGGCCUCAAGACUCUCCCUUUGAAGGAGGCACAUUUAAACUUGAACUAUUUCUUCCAGAAGAGUAUCCCAUGGCAGCUCCCAAAGUGCGAUUCAUGACCAAAAUCUACCACCCCAAUGUCGACAAACUGGGAAGAAUAUGUUUAGACAUUUUGAAAGAUAAAUGGUCUCCAGCCCUGCAAAUCCGCACAGUGUUGCUAUCUAUCCAGGCGUUAUUAAGUGCUCCCAAUCCAGACGAUCCCCUGGCAAACGAUGUCGCAGAGCAGUGGAAGAAAAACGAAAGCCAUGCCAUUGAGACAGCCCGAACAUGGACCAGGCUCUACGCGGGCAACACUGAAGUAUAGAAGAAGAGAGACGAGGCGUCUGAAUGUGAUCCACAAAAUGUACUCCUAUUCUGUCAACAUUUGAAUUUAAACGGACACAAAAAAAGAGAAAAAAAAAUAAGAAUAUAAGUCCAAAUCUAUUUGAAAGAAAUGACAAGAUUUACUGCUGCAGACCUCUGGGUGACUUAUUUUCCUCUGUAAGACGCGUUAAAUGUGUGUUAGCCUUUUUUUCUUUCUUUUUUUUUUUUUUCCUGUGUUGCUAUUUAAAUGCAUGGACAGAGAAUGACACCCUCCCCACUACAGUCUUAAAAAGAACGUGUUCAAAUAACAUACGAUAUGUUGUCCUGAACUCGGCACAUACAGUACUGGUACGUUUGCAAGAUUAUACAUGCAUUAAAGCUGUCCUUCUUUUAACACAUGCAUCAUUUGUCAGCACAUCUGUAUGUCUUUUUGUGAGAGAUGACAUUAAACACAUAGAGAGCUGACACCCCCCCCAUUAAAAGUAGCAAGCAGAAUAUAUAAGUGGAUUUUCACUCUCCUUCUUCUAACAAAUAUGAUGAGUUAAGGGAAAAAAAGGCCUUACAUUCAAGAAGAAGAAGAAGGGUAGCUGGACUCUCACUCCUGCUUGUGUUUAAUAUUCCUGGUUGCUACAGUAACAAGCAUGCGUAACACUUCACAACACUGAAUAUUUAGUAGAUGUUGCAGCUAAUUCAGCAUCAUCCCAAAAGCACACGGGGCACUUAAUACUAAACAAAAAGAGAAUAUAAUCUUUAUAUGUCAAAGCACGUAAUCUUGGAAGUGCUCACGCUUGUUCUCAAAUAAUACUUCAAUCCGAAAUUGAACUUCCUCUAAUUGUGUUGCCUGUCGUGUUCGCUUUAAUGUGAGAUUUGCUGAAGUGAAAGAACAGAGGAAGGUAUUAGAGGGCAGAAACGAAACAUGUUCAUCCACGUACAGCUGAGGAGGGUUCAUCCCCCCCAUUAAAAUCAGACUUUCAAAACAAUAAUUUAACAGUGAAACAAUUUGUUAAACUCUUAAAUGUUACUGGUUACCUGCCAUAGUGGUCGGUAGAGAUAAUAAAAAAAGCGGCCAGAAUUUAGUCUGUGGUUAGUGUCAGUUUGUCGCCCCUGCAGAUUUACAGACAGAUAAUUGUUUGAUUAGAUGCCUUAUAUAAAUGAGUUGAGGAUUUGGCUCAUAGCAACCCAAAUCAAGUUAAAUCAAAUGAUUUAAAGUCUAUAUUGAGUGUCACAUCAAACGUUCUGCUAAGGAGUAGUAUGAAAUGUUUAAAAACCUCAACACUUAAAAUGUCAGAAACUGGAUUUAAUGUUCAUCAGUGUGUUUUUACAUAUCUGCACAACCCUUUUUGGACAGUUUGGGGAGGGUGAUCUGGAUCAGCGAGACACCUACACACAUUUAAAAGAAAAAGUAAUUCACACAUUCAGAAAGGUAGAAUGAGACAACAUAUAAUAAGUUGCUUUUUAACACAGUGAGUCACAUUUAAAACAAAAUAAUCACUGUAUUGUGCUGAAAAGGAGCCGUAUGCAUGUUGUUGCAGGCUAUUAAUUUGUGUUGCAAAUUAUGUCCUUUUUUUUUUUUAAGGGUGUAGGAAGUUGAGCUGUUGUUUUUACUUUCAUUUUUUUUAAUGAAUUUUCUGUCCAUGCAAUCUCUGUUGCCUGUUCUCUGUUUUAUUUUCAGUGUUACUUUGUUUAAAAAAGAAAAAACAAGGCAUGUACCAUAACCAAACCGAUAUCAGGACAGUUCACGUGAGUUUUCUUCAGGCCGUUUGUGAGAGUUUGUGAGGUCUUGAAUUUUCUUUGAAGGGAAAGUUGAGGCUUUUUUUUUGGAGGUUGGGUUGUUAAUUAUAAAGUUUUUUUUCUCCACCUUGAUUCUUCAUUGAGUUACCUACUUUUGCUACUUCUGUGAUACUGAUCUGUGAUGAUAAUGCAAGUGAACUUAACUGAUACUUCUGAGUGGAUCAUUGUGGUAGCAGAAAAGGUGAUUUACAAAUAAAAAGGUGUUCAAGAUUAAAAACAAUCUUUAUCAUGCUAUUAUGGAUUUUCUAUUGGCUAGAAAUUAUUUACAGCAUGUCCCUUAAAAUUGCACACAUGAAACCUAAAAUUGUAGGUUGGGAUUUGUUGGUUAACCUGUAGAAAAGACUUCAGAAAUCCUUAAACUUUCCUUUUAAAGGAUCCUGUGUUUGUGGGUUGGAGAGAUCAAUGUGAAAACAUCAGAUUAUGACUCAAAACAAAGCAUGAAAGGCUCAUAACUCAGUAGUUUAGACCCUCCAUGAUACUGUAUUGCUUCUGUAUGGCUCAUCUGAGGGAGGACUGUAAUGUUAGUAAAAAUAUUUUUGUUAAGCUUUCUUUUUUGGUUGCUUUUUAUUGGACUGUUGCAGGCAUUGGUGUUGCUUAGACUUGUUUGUGUCCUGUCCUCGCCCAGAUAUAUUUAGACCUAACUAACUGUUUCUAACUGCAACAUUUACUCAAGUCUGGAAGAUAGCGCACGGCUUAAAAACCUGGUUAAUUUAUUGUUUUUCCCUGAGGGACUUGACAGUAAUUUAAACCAAGGAACAGUCACUCACUGGAUUUUUGAAAGCAUCUAGAUCAAAUUAUUAUCAAGAGAUCAAACUCUGAUUAAUCAGCUCCCCCCGUGUGUAAAAAGAAGAGUUCUGUCAGUAAUUUCAGUACAUUUGCAUACAUGGCUCUUCAAAUGCUCUGUAAAUAAACUGAGUUGAGUAAGUAAG